Molecule: messenger RNA, 2112 nt
Organism: Hansenula anomala
Lineage: Eukaryota; Fungi; Ascomycota; Saccharomycetes; Phaffomycetales; Wickerhamomycetaceae
Gene: PXA2
Product: ATP-binding cassette long-chain fatty acid transporter PXA2
Exons: 2
Coding region: 1-2112 (703 amino acids)
Biological process (GO): fatty acid beta-oxidation; peroxisome organization; long-chain fatty acid import into peroxisome
Cellular component (GO): peroxisomal membrane
Molecular function (GO): ATP hydrolysis activity; long-chain fatty acid transmembrane transporter activity; ABC-type transporter activity
Source: RefSeq, a predicted model, not a curated record
AUGUCACUUGCACUGGGAAACAAAGGAUUCGAUUACAGAGCGCUUGGGAAGUUCUACAGCAGGAACAAGAACUCCAUCUUGAAGGCAUCGUAUCUCUUAUUGUUGUUUCUGAGCUUCAACACUUCUAGACCAUCUAGAAAGAAGAGUACUGAAAAAGUUGAUGAAGCAAAAGAGACUGAAAUUAAAAAGAAAACCAAGCUUGAUAAUGCUACCGUAAAAAGAAUCAUGAAAGCUAUCAUUCCAGAUUUCAAAUCACCUGUUAUUUUCUACUUUAUUUUACAAUUAUUAUUGCUUGCAGCUAGAGCUGUGUUGACGUUGAAAGUUGCCGCUCUAGAUGGUUUAUUAGUGAGCUCAAUGAUUAGAAAAAAGACUUCAAAGUUCUUACAAUUGUUAGUUAAAUGGAUGCUAUUAGGUAUACCUGCUUCCUUCACAAAUUCAUUUCUUGAUUUUACAACAAACCAAUUAGCUCUCAACAUUAACAAAAAUUUAACCAAUAAUCUAUUAGAAUUAUAUCUGCCAAGUGAAAAGAAACAUGAAGAAACAUUAGUUAAGAAGAACCCAAAUUAUUACACUUUGAUCCAUAUGUCUUCAGAUGAUAAAGUUGACGAUCCAAAUCAAAGAAUAACAACUGAUGUGAAUAAUUUAUCCUCAGCGUUGGCAAGUUUACCGAAUCAUUUGUUAAAGCCAUCGCUAGAUCUUAUCUUAUGUUCUUUUGAAUUGGCUAAAUCAGGUUCAGCUGAAGGUACCUUAAUUUUAGGUGUUAUUGCUCAUUUGACUUCGUUACUUUUGAAAAUAUUAUCACCAAAUUUCACUAAAAUUGCCAUUGAAAGAUCAAGACUUGAAGGUUUAUUAAGAAGUUUACAUUCAAGAGUUGUUUUGUUCAGUGAAGAGGUUGGAUUUUUAAGAGGUCAUUCAAGAGAAUUGGACAUUUUGGAUAGAUCUUAUUAUGAAUUAGAAAAGUUUACAAAUUAUGAAAUUAGAGCUAGGGCAGUUUAUGAUACUGCAACUUCUUUUAUUGUCAAAUAUACUUGGGGUGCUGCUGGGUUAGUUUUAUGUUCAACUCCAAUCUUUUUGAAUAAAUUUGCAGGCAUAAUUGAUCAUAACAGUUCCGCUACUUUUAUUACCAAUCGUCGUUUAUUGUUAUCAGCUUCUUCUUCGUUAGGUAUGUUGAUUCGUUCAAGAAAAGAGAUUCAACAAGUUGUGGGUUAUUUCAAGAGACUUACAGAGUUCAAGAAAACUUUAAUCGAAAUUGAUACAGCUGCUGCUUCAACUGAAUCUUCAACUAAGGGAGUUGUGAAAUAUGAUGAUAAUAAAAUUGAAUUUAAAGAUAUUCCAUUAAUUACACCUGCAAAGAUUACUUUAGCAGAAUCAUUAUCUUUUACUAUUAAUCAUGGUGAUCAUUUGUUAAUUGCAGGUCCAAAUGGUUGUGGUAAAUCUUCAUUAUUUAGAAUUUUGGGUGGUUUAUGGCCUGUAACAAAAGGUGAAUUAACAAUUCCUCAUUUUGAAAAUGUGUUUUAUCUUCCACAAAGGGCUUAUUUAAGCAAAUCAUCAUUGAAGGAUCAAAUAAUUUAUCCAAGUACAGAAUACAAGUACAAGACAAAUAAAGAAUUACUUGAGAUUUUGGAAAAUCCUUAUUUAGAGGUUAAAGAUAUUGACCCUUUUGCAACUAUUAGAAAUUGGCCAGAAGAACUAUCAAUUGGUGUUCAACAAAGAUUGGCAAUGUCAAGAUUAUAUUAUCAUAAACCAAGAUUUGCAGUCUUAGAUGAAUGUACUUCUGCUGUUUCUCCACAAAUGGAACAGUUGAUGUAUGCACAUGCUCAAUCGUUAGGAAUUUCUGUUUUAUCAGUUGCUCAUAGAUCUUCAUUGUGGCAUUUCCAUAACUAUAUUUUAAAAUUCAAAGGUGAUGGUACUUAUUCUUUCACUAAACUAGAUGCUAAGCAAAGAUUAGAAUGGGAAAAUGAAUUAAUUGAAUUGAAUAAAUUUUUAAGAGAUGUUCCAAGCUUAGAAUCAAGAUUAAAAGAUUUGAGAAUUGCGCAGGAAUCUCAAGAAUUCAAGAGAACACAAUCACAGUUGAGCAUGAGAAAACUGUCAAGUGCUCAAUUGGCCCAUUGA